This is a messenger RNA of Dichomitus squalens LYAD-421 SS1, 411 nucleotides long. RefSeq lists its product as uncharacterized. The coding region runs from base 1 to 411 and encodes 136 amino acids. Lineage: Eukaryota; Fungi; Basidiomycota; Agaricomycetes; Polyporales; Polyporaceae. The record is from RefSeq and is a predicted model, not a curated record. The transcript is spliced from 2 exons.
AUGCGUUCCGCCCUCACCCUCCUCGCUUUCGCCGCCUCUGCUCUGGCGUACACCGUCACCGAGCCUGACGCGAGCACCGGUUGGACCACCAGCGGCCCCAACGUCGUCGCCUGGCAGUCGGUUUCCACCGAUCCGGCCAACUUCACCAUCGUUCUCGACAACCAGGUCCAGCAGCCGCCCACUACCCAGGUGCUCGAUGCUCUCGUUGUUGGGUCCGAAGGCAAGAUCACCGUGAACCCUCCCAGCGGCGGCUGGAAGGCGGGCAAGGGCUUCCGCGUGAACCUCGUCGCGGACACCGAGCACCUCACCACCAUCUUGGCCCAGUCUCCCCAGUUUGACAUCGUCGCAUCCACAUCGAGCACGUUCUCGACCGCGGUGACCGCAACCUCGGGCUCCUCCAGCACUUUGUGA